Molecule: messenger RNA, 2795 nt
Organism: Anolis carolinensis (green anole)
Lineage: Eukaryota; Metazoa; Chordata; Lepidosauria; Squamata; Anolidae
Gene: plcd1
Product: phospholipase C delta 1
Exons: 16
Coding region: 296-2620 (774 amino acids)
Biological process (GO): release of sequestered calcium ion into cytosol; lipid metabolic process; phosphatidylinositol-mediated signaling
Molecular function (GO): calcium ion binding; phosphatidylinositol-4,5-bisphosphate phospholipase C activity
Source: RefSeq, a predicted model, not a curated record
UGUUGUGUGUGCGGGUUGUAGGAAGGCCUUUCGCUUCUUAGCUAGAGCAAAGCAGAGCCGAUCCAUGGCACGGCAAAGGAAGAUUCACAGACUGAACUGCUGACGCAACAUUAGGACAUGGAAGAGACCAAAAGGCAGAAAAGAGGAGUUUUUCUCAAACAUGACUAAAUGUUUCAUUCUUGGGAGUGGCCAGACAACAUCGUGUAUUUAAAGGCUUGAAACCUCUGCCUUCCCACAUCUGGACACACAUCCUGAUCUGAAAGUGCUUUCCGGCUUUUCUACACAUUCCUUGACAAUGGCCCGCAACGGCCUGGAGAUUAUUUUCAUUGGUUUGACCUGCUGCCUGCAUGUUGGUGCCGCUUUGAUUACAACUCCUGAUUUUUGCAGUCUCUUCUCCAAAAGGACACCGAAAGGACUGCAAGAUGAUCCAGAUCUUAGGUUCCUCCUGAGAGGGAGCCACCUCCUGAAAGUCAGGUCCAAAUCAUGGAGGAAGGAAAGGUUCUACAAGCUCCAGGAGGACUGCAAGACCAUAUGGCAAGAAUCCAAGAAGUUGUUGCCAUCGCCUGAAUCACAAUUGUUCUCCAUUGAGGACAUCCAGGAAGUGAGGGCAGGCCACAAGACGGAAGGGAUGAAGAAAUACGUCAAGGAUGUACCUGAAAACCGCUGCUUUUCAAUCAUCUUCAAAGGCGACAAGACAAACCUGGACCUCAUCGCUGCCUCUGAAGCCGACGCCAACCACUGGGUCUCCGGGCUGAGAAAGAUCAUCGCCAAGAACAACAACUUGAACCAGAGGCAGAAAUUGCAACACUGGAUCCAUGCCUGCUUGAGAAAGGCAGAUAAGAAUAAGGACAACAAAAUGUCGCUGAAUGAGCUCAAGGACUUCCUGAAGGAAAUCAACAUCCAAGUAGACGACAACUACGCGCGGCAGAUUUUCGAGCAAUGUGACAAGUCUAAGACAAACACCUUGGAAGACGACGAGAUAGAGAUCUUCUAUAAGAUACUGAUGGAGCGAAAAGAGAUAGACCGGAUCUUCUCAGAACAGUCCAAGGGCAAAAAGACCAUGUCUCUGGACGAUCUGGUGGGCUUCCUCCGAACUCAGCAACAUGAGAAGAACGCUUCGCCCAAACUGGCGCUCUCUCUGAUCGAGAAAUAUGAACCCAACAAAGCUGUCAAAGGUCAACGAUCUAUGACCAAGGAUGGCUUCCAGAUGUAUCUUCUGUCAGCUGAUGGGAACAUAUUCAAUCAGGAUCACAGCCGGAUCUACCAGGACAUGAACCAGCCACUCAGUAAUUAUUAUAUUUCAUCUUCACACAAUACCUACCUCAUGGAGGAUCAACUGAAGGGGCCCAGCAGCACAGAGGCCUACAUCAGGGCCCUGACAAAGGGCUGCCGAUGUGUGGAGCUGGACUGCUGGGACGGCCCCAAUUCUGAGCCGAUCAUUUACCAUGGCUACACACUCACCUCCAAGAUCCUUUUCUCCGACGCCAUAAAAGCCAUCAGGGACUAUGCUUUCAAAACCUCUCCGUAUCCCGUCAUCAUCUCCCUGGAGAACCACUGCAGCCUUGAUCAGCAGAAGAGGAUAGCCCACCACCUCCAUACCAUCUUGAAAGACAUGCUCUUGGUGGCACCCAUUGACCCCAACGCAAAUGUGCUCCCUUCACCAGAGCAACUCAAGGGGAAGAUUCUGGUGAAAGGAAAGAAGCUUGGCCUAGAAACAGAAGAAGUCUCAGACGAGGAUGAAGCAGCCGAAAUGGAAGAUGACAUUGUGAAGAAAGGAAUGGAAAGGAAGAGGACGAGUGAGAAACUAAAGCUUGCAAAGGAGCUCUCCGAUACGAUCGUCUACUGCAAAAGCGUCCACUUUAAAGGCUUCAAUAGUGCAACUCCUCCAGCCUUCAACGAGAUGACGUCCUUUACGGAGAGCAAGGCUUUUAAGCUAGCUCAGGAAUCCGGAACCAGCUUCAUCCGUCACAACACCAGGCAGCUAAGCAGGAUCUACCCAGCAGGAUGGAGGACGGAUUCUUCGAACUAUAAUCCGGUCGACAUGUGGAACGUGGGCUCCCAGAUCGUUGCACUGAAUUUUCAGUACAAGGGACUAGAAAUGGAUGUCCACCAGGGACGAUUCCAGGACAACGGGUUCUGCGGGUACGUCCUGAAGCCGGAAUUUCUUCGGGAUCCGCAAUCUGAAUUCAACCCCAAAGCCAUCACGAAAGGGCCGUGGUGGACCCCGAAGAAACUCAAAGUCAAGAUCAUCUCAGGACAGCAGCUGCCCAAGGUUAACAAAAACAUAAACUCCAUUGUCGACCCGAGGGUGAUUGUGGAGAUCCACGGGGUCCAGAAGGACAACGACAAGAAGCAAACCAAAGUCAUCAAUAACAACGGUUUUAAGCCAACUUGGGACGAAACGUUUGAAUUCAAGGUACAUGUCCCUCAGCUUGCCCUGGUCCGCUUCAUGGUGGAAGAUUUUGACACCGCGACAAAGAACGACUUCAUGGGACAAUUCACCGCCCCCUUCCUGAGCCUAAAAAAAGGUUAUCGUCAUAUUCAUCUCCUGACGAAGAACGGAGACCAGUGUUCAUCCGCCACACUUUUUGUGCACAUCGCUAUUGUGGACAGCAACUAAAUAACAUGUUCUGAACAUUUGCAUUCCAAAUGGAAUCUGCUGCAAAGCUGUGAUUUGGUCCUGCUCUUUGGCCCAUUGGGAUAUGGCUGAGUGUCUUCCCAUAUAUUUGGGUUGGAAAUGUAUUUGGGCCGAACAUGAUCGUACUGACAAUAAACUUUGACAUUAAUAAGCUCAA